This is a messenger RNA of Manis javanica (Malayan pangolin), 2582 nucleotides long. RefSeq names its product carbonyl reductase [NADPH] 1-like. Gene Ontology annotation, molecular function: carbonyl reductase (NADPH) activity. Lineage: Eukaryota; Metazoa; Chordata; Mammalia; Pholidota; Manidae. The record is from RefSeq and is a predicted model, not a curated record.
ACGCCAUCACCCCCACACAGCCCAGCCAUAUCAUCCUCCAGCCGAGUGGCGCUGGUCACUGGGGCCAACGGGGGCAUUGGCUUGGCCAUCGUGCGCAGCCUGUGCCAGGAGUUCUCAGGGGACGUGGUGCUCACGGCGCUGGACGCAGCACAGGGUCAUGCGGCCGUGCAGCAGCUGCAGACGGAGGGCCUGAGCCCGCGCUUCCACCUGCUGGACAUCUGCAACCCGCAGAGCAUCCGGGCCCUGCCGGACUUCCUACUCAAGGAGUAUGGGGGACUCGACGUCCUGGUCAACAAUGCGGUAAUCGCCAUUAAGGGCAGAGUGGUGAAUCUCUCUAGCACACUGAGCUUGGUUGCCUUUAAAAACUAUAGCCCAGAACUGCAGCAGAAGUUUACAAGUGAGACCAUCACAGAGGAGGAGCUGGUGGGGCUCAUGAAGAAGUUCGUGGAAGUUACAAAGAAUGGAGUGCACUUGAAGAAGGGCUGGCCUCCUGUGAUUUUUCCCUAUGCAGUGUCAAAGGUCGGCCUCACAGUCCUGUCCAGAAUCCAGGCCCGGAAACUGAGUGAGCAGAGGACAGGGGACAAGAUACUCCUGAAUUCCUGCUGUCCCGGUUGGGUCAGAACUGACAUGGGGGGACCCAAGGCCUUGAAAAGCCCAGAGGAAGGAGCAGAGACCCCCGUGUACUUGGCCCUUUUGCCAUCAAAUGUUGAAGGCCCUCAUGGAGAGUUUAUUUUGGAGAAUAAUGUUGUACAAUGGGAACCUUGUGUAGAGCUGCCUGCAUGGCUGGAAGUAUGUGGUACGCUGUGAUUGACGAAAAGGACAUGAAUACUGUCAAAAAUAUCCCAGCUCAAAACACAAUAAGAAUGAUGGAGUACACACUGUAAGUGGGAUAUCAAUUCUGUGAAGUCUUUAGUAAUUCAUCUGUGAUAAAAGGGAUCAAAAAGUAGAAAGAUGAUACUAAUUAAUGAACAUCUCACAUGAAUAAAUGGUUCUUCACAAAUGUCUGUUUGUGCUGAUUAUUCACAUGCCAACCAGCUCAGGGAGCUAAUGACCUAAAGGUUAGGCCAACAUAAGGGACAGGAUUACUCAGGGGUCAGCAAACAGUGUAGAAUGAGCCAGACAGAAAUGACAUUCAGCUUUGCAGGCUACAUGGAACAGGCCUGAUGCCUAGGUCACCAACCUUGCGUAUUAUAACCUGCAGGAAACCAAGGAGAGAAUGCAUAGGUGUGCUUUCUUUAACACCAAACUGUUUGAGGCAAAAACUGUAGCAAAGUGUAAAUUCUGAGGGGGCCUUUGUAAGAAAUAUACAUCCAUGAAGGAAUCUGAGGUAAUUUGGGGAAGUAUGAGCAUGGACUGGGUCCAACUUUCAUAAUUAUUUUUCAUUAGACAUAUGCAAACUUAUUAGAAAGGAAAGUGAUGGCCCUUGAAGCAAGGGUAGGGCCCUGAUUUUUAAAAGGGAUGUUGACCUUGCAAGUUUCAGCCUCAACAGGGCUGUGAAUUUCCUUUCCCUAACUUGUUUGUCUAAACUGAUAUUGGAGUAAAAUAAAUUUCUAUGUUAGGACCUUUGCAUCCCCGCCUCUGGUCUGUAAAUGUGUUCUGUUAUCAUAAAAAAUCUAUUUUUUCUCCAUAGCUUAAAUAUGAUAGCUUAUUACAUGUAGCAUUUCUUGACUUUGACAUGGAACAGAACCAAUAAAUUUGAUAUUUUGCAGAUUUAGGGAUUAUAGAAUCACGAAAUGAAACCACCAAUCAUCGGUCUGGCACAGUUAGAGCUCAUACAUACCCCUCCCACCUGGAGCACACCUGGACUCCCACCAGGGCAUGAACCCUGCCCACAGUGAAAGUCUAAUCACAGGGCCUAUUUUCUCUAACUCUCCUUCUUGGGUUUCUCUUAAGGAAGCACAAAGAUCAUUUUCGUCCCCAGAAACAGUUAACCUAUUCAAGUCACUGCAUCUUAGGGAAACCAAAUCCAUUCUGCAGGGAGAUGGGCCCACAGCCAAGCCAAUGACUCGCGGUUCCUCUUUCUCCUCUGAUCCCCUCCCAAAACACUUUCAGCUGAACUGCCUAGGAUCUCCACUGUACACCGAGCCUUCGCUAGCAUGUGCUGGUUUGGGGUAGCAUGCCUGUCCACCUCUAUACCCAGAUCAUAUGAGUGCUGUGCCCAGGUUUGUCCAAGGUGCCUAUGUAGAAGUCAGUCAAGAGUUUUUCCAUUAGGAACCUUCUGGAACAUUCUGACUAUAACUCCCAGGAGGAGAUAUUUUCCUAGUCUGGGGCAAUUCACCUUUGAAACCAAAAGCAGUCAAAGGGAGAAAUAAAGUGGGAGAAACCCUUCUAUUGCUUACAAGCAGCCUUCCACUUCUACUCACCCAUGUCUCUCAUGACCCAGCUGCAAAAAGGGGUGCCACACAACCUCUCCAGUCCAGAUAUGCCCUAGUUCUCCUGUAACUACCCAUUGUAUGGAGAUGGACUACUUCUCUCCACCUUUUGGAAACACCUGUUGAUGUGGAGAUGCCCUGAGGCCGGGCUGGAGACUACAGAAAUGUUGUAAUUUUACCCACAGCAUACCCAUCCAGAAAUCUUGCCUC